This is a messenger RNA of Caenorhabditis elegans, 1663 nucleotides long. RefSeq names its product Major facilitator superfamily (MFS) profile domain-containing protein (gene R10D12.1). The record is from RefSeq and is marked reviewed. The transcript has 4 exons. Gene Ontology annotation, biological process: transmembrane transport. Gene Ontology annotation, cellular component: membrane. Bases 11 to 1468 code for a protein of 485 amino acids. Gene Ontology annotation, molecular function: transmembrane transporter activity. NCBI's taxonomy places the organism in Eukaryota, Metazoa, Nematoda, Chromadorea, Rhabditida, Rhabditidae.
CUGCAAAAAAAUGACAGCAGACAAAGUUGCACCUUUACCACAAAAAGGAGUGGCAGUGGCAAUUCCAGACACAAAAUCGAGCAACGAUGACUCGAAGGAUCAACCCGGAUAUGUUCGUUAUCUGAUCAUGAUUUCUACAAUGCUCUGUCUAACUUCUCUUAUGUCUAAUGUCGUAUGCUUCAAUUUUACCGUACUCUGCAUGCCAGGAUCUGGAGAAACUGGAGAACUUGUCGGAAAUCGAACUCAUUUUGUUGGUUACACACGACAGGAAAAGACAGUUCUUCUGAGUACGGUAGCAAUUGGAGCAGUAUGUGGAGUAUUUCCUGUUAUCAUUGGAAUCUCUAAACUAGGACUGAAAAAAGUGUUUAUGACAUCUGGAGUUUUAACUGCGAUCUCGACGUUUUUGAUUCCAAUCUUGGCUCCUCUUCACUUUCACUUGUUCAUCAUGCUCCGAUUUGUCCAAGGACUCUCUUAUGCCGCAUGCUUCCCAGCAGUUGGAGCAAUUACUUCUUCCUGGGCAUCACUUGCUCAACAAGGACUUUUUAUUGCUGCACUCACAACUUUCGGACAAACAUCUUCAAUUUUCUCAAUGCCUGUCGCUGGAGAAUUGUGCACUUCGGUGUUUGGCUGGAAAUCGGUAUUUUAUCUCCACGCAAUCAUUUCAUUGGUUGUGUUCACAAUUUGGUUCGCACUUUUCACUGAUUCUCCAGAAGACAACAAGCUUGUUCGGCCUGCAGAACUUGCAGAAAUUGAGUUCGGAAAAUCAGAAGACGAGAUCCAUGAGCAUUCAAACACCCCUUAUUUGGAAAUUCUCACAACUCCUUCAGUCUGGGGAAUCUGGAUUGGAGCAUUCGGAGAUCUUAUUGCUGUUCAACUGAUUCACAUUUAUUCCCCAGUAUUCCUUCAUGAUGUCGGUGGUUAUUCAUUCGAGAAAACCGGAUUCGCCGCUGCAGUUCCAGUUCUGUUCCAGUUCUUCGUCAAAAUGUUCGCAGGACAUUCGAGUGACAAGGUACAUGGUAUUUCUGAAACCACAAAACUUCGAAUCUAUAACACAAUUGCUCUCGGAGCCAGUGCAAUCUUUUUGGUGUCUCUUGGAUUUGUGAAGCAAGGACAAGGAGUAUUGGGAUUGGUAUUGAUGACUUUGGCAACUGGAAUGUUUGGAUUCAAUGGAGGAGGUUUCAGUAAGUGUGCUGCUCUUGUCUCUCGCCAAUACAAUCACUUUGUAAUGGCAAUUCAACAAAUUCUUGUCUGCUUGUCAAUGAUCGUAUGUCCCAUCAUCGUUUCCACAAUUCUACAACAUGGAACUACAGCCGAAUGGAGAAUCGUAUUCUUUGUGCAUGCUGCAAUUCUGCUUAUUUGUAAUGCCAUCUUCUGCUGGCUGGCAACUGCAAAACCUGCUCCAUGGACUGAUAGAACUAUCAAACAUUCUGCUACAAAGAAUACACCACUCUAUCAGACAAAAGUUUAAAGAAUUCUCUUCAUUUUUUUUAGAUAACUAGUUAUCAUCCAUCAUCUCAUCAAUCACUUCAUAUUGAUAAUUCAUAUCAUUGUUUUAACACUCUCGGGUACGUCAUCUUUCAAUGUGUUUUGAAUUUAUGUUUUUACUGUAAAUCUCGGAAUUCUUGAUGUAAUUAAAUUUUAAAUGAAUAUCGAAAAGAACAAU